AUGGCCAAGUUAAAGUUUCCAGUAGUGAUCGGAGAAGUAGAGCUUAUCUCACCGGAGUCACCAACUCCGGCAGAGUUCAAGUACUUAUCAAACCUAGACAUCCAAACCGGUCUCCUUGGCCAUGUCCCCUUCAUUCAUUACUAUAUUUCACAGCACACCAGUGAACAACGUGAUCCAGUGACCGUCCUCCGGCGAGCUUUGUCUAAAACCUUGGUGCAUUACUACCCUCUAGCCGGCCGGCUGAGGCCUGGUCAUGAGAAAGGUAAGUUCUUAAUGGACUGUUGUGCUGAAGGUGUUGUUUUCCGAGCUGCCGACGCUGAUGUCACGUUGGAACAACUCAAGACAGUCUCAGGCGGGCUCCGGCCACCGUCUCCGUAUCUCAGCAAGUUCCUUGUUGAUGAUGUUUGGGGUUGUCACUUCAUCACAAACUCUCCACUACUACGUAUGCAGGUGACAAGGCUACGUUGCGGGGGUUUUGUGCUUGCAUACACAGUGAACCAUUGUGUGUGUGACCCUCAUGGCUUCUAUCAAUUCAUCAGAGCAGUGUCCGAGUUCGCACGUGAACCGAACCGGUUCGGUCCGACCCAACAGGCGGUUUGGUCUCGUGAACUCCUUCGCCCUUGUAACCGUCCCAAACCUUCGUUUCCACACCUGGAAUACAACAUGGAUCCGAACCCGAAUGAUCCCGCACCCGAAUCCGAUUUCCGUAACUUAACCCAAAUCUCGAUUUUCUUCACUCGAUCCGAGAUCUUGGCCUUGAAAUCCCAUAUCAACGGUCCUAAAACCACGACCCAUACCGCAAUAAUCGCGUUGCUCUGGCGGGCUCGGACCCGGGUUCUUGGUUUAAAAUCCGAAACCCGCCUUUUCAUACCCAUUGAUACACGUGGACGCCACCAGCCACUCCUUCCCGUAGGCUACUACGGUGUAGCCAGCGUCAUCCCUUGCACGAUCGUGCCCGCUAAGCAACUCGGGUCCCGCCUAUCGGAGCUGAAACGCUACGGAUCCGAUAAAGAUUACCGGGCUUCGGUUGUGGAUUUUUUCGAGGCCCAUGGGCCAAGAGGGUUUAGCGGUGGAGAAGGUGCUUUCCUGGUCUCUGACGUGAGCAAGCUAAGGUUUGCUGACGUGGAUUUUGGGUGGGGCCCGGGUGUGUAUGGUGGUCUCGCGAGAUCAGGGACAACGGACAUUCCUGGGAUGGUGGCGUUUUUGGUGGGUUUUAAAAGGGAGGAUGGGGUUGAUGGUUUGCUAGCGUUGCUCUCGUUGCCUCGCGGGGCAGUGGAUGCGUUCAAGGAUGAAGUCCAUAAUGUGAUCAACAGCUUUAAGAUGAGAUCUGGUCUUUAAUUAAGAUUAAUCAGUAUAAAUGAUGAGCUAAUAAUUAAAUAAUUUGUGAGUUUCUCAAUUAUAUUAAUCUCGGGUUAAUAUGUAAUGCACACUAGUAGAGUCUUGUACUCUCUGUUGUUCUCCUGUUUGCUUACAAUAAAUUUGUGAUUUAUUCUUUUAUUUUUUA
This is a messenger RNA of Dioscorea cayenensis subsp. rotundata (Guinea yam), 1504 nucleotides long. Its product is annotated as benzyl alcohol O-benzoyltransferase-like. Gene Ontology annotation, molecular function: acyltransferase activity, transferring groups other than amino-acyl groups. The transcript is spliced from 3 exons. Lineage: Eukaryota; Viridiplantae; Streptophyta; Magnoliopsida; Dioscoreales; Dioscoreaceae. The coding region runs from base 1 to 1338 and encodes 445 amino acids. The record is from RefSeq and is a predicted model, not a curated record.